AUGUGGAGGCGAACAUAUCUGCUGCUAGUGCUGGUCCGGCUGUGGUUUGCCCUGUCGCCGAGCUACCUGCACCCGGACGAGAACUUCCAGGGCCCCGAGGUCAUCGCGGGCGAGAUCUUCAGCUACCCGGUGCGGCGGACGUGGGAGUUCACCAGCGAGCACCCCAUCCGCAGCGUGUUCCCGCUGUGGCCUGUCUACGGGCUGCCGAUGCUGCUGCUGCGCUGGCUCUGGAUCGGCAACGGGAACGACGGCGAGAUCCCCCCCAUCGCCGUCUUCUGGACCCUGCGCGUGCUCAUGUUCGUCCUCAGCUUUGUGCUGGAGGACUGGGCCGUCCACGAGCUCGUGCAGUCGCCGCGCCACCGCCGGGUCGCCAUCGUCCUGGUCGCGUCGUCCUACGUCACAUGGACUUACCAGACGCACACCUUUUCAAACUCGAUAGAAACCCUGAUCGUUGCGUGGAGCCUUUCGCAGAAAACACCUGCCCUGAUGGCGUCAAUGGUGCUCGGCGUGGUCGCUGUCUUUGGCGUCUUUAAUAGAAUAACCUUUCCCGCCUUCUUGUUAAUCCCUGGAUUUCGUUUGAUACCCCAUUUUUGGAAUAAGCCUUUGUCUCUAAUCGUUUUGGCUGCCUCGGCCCUCGUCACCAUCAUAAUUGCUAUUGGUCUCGAUACCUCGUUUUACACUCCACACUCCAUCACCUGGCUAGAUCUGGUGCGCAACCCGGUCAUCACACCCUGGAAUAACCUCCGGUACAACAUAUCCCCUGCCAACUUGGCUCAGCAUGGACUGCAUCCGUGGUACCAGCACAUACUGGUGAACAUACCCAUGUUGAUUGGCCCCGCGGCUGGUCUUCUGUUCUUCCAGCCGCACCUGUCACUGCGGCUCUACUCGGCCAUUUCUGGCAUCUUUGUGCUAUCCAUCUUCCAGCACCAGGAGGCGCGGUUCCUACUCCCUACCAUCCCCCUUGUAUUGUCGUCCGUGCAGCUGCCCAAGAACCCAACGGUGCUCAAAGCCUGGGUCGGGGCCUGGGUCACGUUCAACGUGCUCCUUUCCUUGCUGAUGGGGGUCUAUCACCAAGGGGGGAUCGUGCCGGGACAAGUCUUCCUGAGCAAACAGCCCGAUGCGACGCAGGCCAUCUGGUGGAAGACGUACAUGCCCCCGAUCUGGCUCUUGAACGGCAAGAACGAGGUGCUACGGACACAGGAUGUCAUGGAUAUGGAGGGCGCCGCGCUCUUGCAGGAGCUGGGGAGGCUGGCAACGUGCGACACGCCGGCCGACCGGAGGAACAACGAGUAUCUCAAAGAGAGCAACGGCACCUACCUUGUCGCGCCUCUGUCGGCGACCUGGCUCGAUCCGUACCUGGACAACAAAGGUCUAGAGGGCCUGCGCUUCCGCGAGGUCUGGCGGCACCGGCAGCACUUUAAUCUCGAUGACCUGGACUGGGCGGAGGAUGGGUUCUGGGCUACGCUGAAGCGGGUUAUAGGGAGGAGAGGCCUCGCGGCCUGGAGGGUUACGAAAAGUUGUAGAUAG
Messenger RNA from Neoarthrinium moseri, 1527 nucleotides. RefSeq lists its product as uncharacterized. Lineage: Eukaryota; Fungi; Ascomycota; Sordariomycetes; Amphisphaeriales; Apiosporaceae. The transcript is spliced from 3 exons. Bases 1 to 1527 code for a protein of 508 amino acids. The record is from RefSeq and is a predicted model, not a curated record. Gene Ontology annotation, cellular component: endoplasmic reticulum membrane. Gene Ontology annotation, biological process: GPI anchor biosynthetic process. Gene Ontology annotation, molecular function: alpha-1,2-mannosyltransferase activity.